This is a messenger RNA of Schizosaccharomyces japonicus yFS275, 2990 nucleotides long. RefSeq lists its product as hypothetical. NCBI's taxonomy places the organism in Eukaryota, Fungi, Ascomycota, Schizosaccharomycetes, Schizosaccharomycetales, Schizosaccharomycetaceae. The record is from RefSeq and is a predicted model, not a curated record. The transcript has a single exon. The coding region runs from base 322 to 1242 and encodes 306 amino acids.
CGAUCGCCUACCAUUCCACCUGACAAAAACAAACAACUUGAUAGUGCACCGCCGAAGCAAUAACAACACGAAAUACCGCUUUUCUUCCCAUAACUCUCUUUUAAAAUUACUGCGGCAUAUUGUGAAUCGGGAAUAUCACUCAAUUCUUUAACAAUUGGCGUUGUUUUCUUGUCAUUUUCACCGCAAAUUAGAACGAACAAAAAAUUAGAUUGAAGAAUUUCGGUUCUCAAAAAUUAGCGAUCGCAAAAGAGAGAAUCGAUUAGAUAGAACUGCACACGAUAGAACUGCGAGAAACAGUAUAACUGCUUGACAUUUAAGAAUAUGUGCGACGAUAGACGAAACGAACCUUCGGCUAUAGGAUCAGGGUCCUACCUCUCCAUGAUGUCUCACAAUUCAUUUUGGUCGACUGACCUGGACGCAUUAGAGGAACAGAAGCCUGUAUUGCACGACGGUUCUUCUUCAAAAGGUUCAGGACAUUUAGAAGGUGCUUUUGAUUUAGAAGAAUUUGGUGCAGUCGUUCCAACUGCAUCGUCAAGUUCCACUAAACGAAGCAGUCAAAUCCUGGAUCACCUUAGUAUACGGGGUCCAGGGUUAAGCGAUGAAGCCGAAGCCGACGGUUGCAACACGCCUGAAUUAAGUGAAUCUUGCACCAGUACGAAUAUGCAUGAGCCGGUCCCUGAUUUUAGAGGAAGCGUUGUGAUUCUUGAUGAUUCCUCGAAUUGUCAACACCCGAAAUCGAUUACCAGGUGCAAGAAGUGGGCUGCAAGGCUACGAAAGAUCUUACGCAAAGAUAAACAACCAUCAUUGCCUUCUGUGCCGUCAUCUUUUGCAGCUUCGGCAGCGCAAUCAAUGAACUCGUCUGCUAGUACGAGUACUGUUUUCCAGCGCUUACUGCCAUCAUCACUUAGAGGAACAAGUUGUUCUCGCACUCAAAAGAAUCCAGUACAUUCAGACCCGUCUUCUAUGAUUCACUCUUUAGAUUCAUUAAAGCCGUCAUCGCGAUCUUCGUCAAGGGUCGCCGACUCUAGAACGGCAUGUUCUUCGUCUACCGACUUGAUGGCAAAAUCCAUGCUAAUGGAUAAAAUGGUUGAGGAGAUGCUUCAACUUGAUUCGGCGUAUGACGCGACAGAAAGCGAAAUGCUUGAGUCUGGUUGGAACAGUUUAGACGAGGUCCGGAUGGUGCAUCAUAAACGUUUGCAUGCAUGGGCACACUGGCGAGAGCAGUUUAAACUGUUUGCCUGAUGUUAUGCUUCUUAAAAGUUUUAUGUGGUCAUGCGAGUACUUUGUUGCUUUUGUUUGUCUUUCUGCUUCUGUUGUUAUGUCCGUUUGUUUUUAUUUAUUCCCUUUUAUGUUGGAAAUAUUUGUCUGCAACGUUUCUUUUUCCGACCUGUAUAUCUAAAACAUUUUCUUUCUUUGAACGUUUCCUGUUGUGCUGGACUUAGAGCACAAAUUAUAUCUACUUCAUCCUUUCUCUGUCUAAAAAACAAAGAACAUACGCAAAUACUCGAUCUACGCUCUCUUUCCCUUUGUUCUCGAUUUUGUUUCUCCUUUCCCAAGUCAAAGCUGCUAAAAAUAUCAAGAAUGCUCUUACCACAAAAAACCAACCCCUUCUAAACAAUGCCCCUCUUCCACUAACCGAUACAUCCCUCCCCUAUUACACAGAUUACUAGUACCAUGCAACGGAUCAUUAUUGUUGUACAGAUGUUUCGUUAAAGCAACCAGCCCAACUGCGAAUACAGACUGCUAAGGAACUACUGCUGCUAGUUGGCGGGCACCAGGGAUACUGACCUUUUCGCGUCAAGGGAGACAGAAGCAAUAAAACACCUGACAAUGGUAGACCCACAAAUAUUCAUCCGGUAAGCUGGUUCUAGUCUAAGAUCUAGGCUUCUCCUUCUUCUCGUGGAAGAGAGCGGACAAACCGACACCAGCGACCUUGACGACCUUGAAACGGACACCAGGAAUAUCACCCUUAGCCUUGCCCUUACGACCGAAACCGGAAAGAAGGACCUCGUCGUUCUCAUCGACAAAGUUCAAACAACCGUCAUUGGGGACGAAAGCGGUACUAGCAGGGUCAGUAACGAGAACUAAACGAUAGAAAUGGAAACGGACAACCGGGAACGAACGCAUUACCAAUCCCGGUCAUCCACUCCGUCGUUUUAACUUACACCUUCUUGCCGUUCUUGAUCAAUUGAACACGGACACACUUACGAAUGGCAGAGUUAGGUUGCUUGGCCUCAACACCAAUCUUCUCGACGACAAUGCCCUUGGCGUGAGAGGAACCGCCAAAAGGAGAGGACUUGUAAGCGGUACCGAGAAGGCGCUUCUUGUAGUGAGCAUCAGCCCAGCGCUCCUCACGGCGAUGGUUGCGAAGCUUGCGAGCAGCGUUCAGACCAGCGGGUUUACCCAUGAUAUGUGCAAUGUCAAGGUAGUACUGUUUUGGUGGUUUACUGUUCAGACAACACUGUGACUGUCAUUUUUUGCAUAGGUUAGGGCAAGUGUUAUAUCGUUGAAGUGCGCAAAUGUCUCACUAUUCUGGUUUACACUAUGUCUUGUGACUCAGUAAAUUAUUGCAAUACUGAAUUUGACAAUUCGUGUCGUUGUUAAUGAUGGGUUUGAAUGAUUGCUCAAUUGCAACAAAAUUGUUGAACGAGAAAGACGCUCAACUUUUUUUUUCUUAUUUAUUCUUAUUUUUUACAAAAUUAAUCAUCUUUUCUACUGUAAUUGCAUUUUAAAAUAUAAAUAAGAAAGAAAAAAAGAUUAGUGCUACUCUUUAUACAACACCUUUGUUCAAAAGUCGUAAGGGGCAUUUACUUGAUUACAGAAUAGGUUGAAUUGUUCAUGUCUUUUCUCACUUUUUCGUAUCAAUAAUCACUAAUUUUUAUUUCUAACUAUUCCUUCGUUUGCACUUCGGUUUGUAGCAUCCAAUGUUUAAAGAAAGGCCCCUUCCUUCUCGUUUAAACUUAAACCGACGACUAAAGGUGGGAAGUGUU